Messenger RNA from Didymodactylos carnosus, 456 nucleotides. The record is from the annotation of a GenBank genome assembly. NCBI's taxonomy places the organism in Eukaryota, Metazoa, Rotifera, Eurotatoria, Philodinida, Philodinidae.
AUGAAGUCCGCGGUGAAUUCUCGAAAUAACGUGAAAUCCCUAGGGAAUUGUCAAGGAUUUCCUGAAAAUCAGGGCGUGGGGAGAAAUAAUGAAGUCGUAGAUGAUUCACGGGUGACUCUCCGGGGAUUUCUUGGGAAGAAUGUGCACCGUUUUGUUUUGCGUCUGCAGAAAAUUUCAUUUGAAAUUCCAAAAAAAGCAGCAGCCAAAGUGACAUCGCAAGGUUAUGCUGUUCAAAUGGAGAAAGCAAUAAAAACACCUGCAAAAUCGGGCUCAAUCGAUGCAACUCGUAUCGAAAGAUUUGGUUCGAGUCACAAAACAAGUAUAAAGGAUCCGGAGUCGAUUAAUGUGGAAAAAAUUGUUGAAAUAAUAAAUGAAUUUGAAAAAAUAUUUGAAGAUUUAGAUGUGACAACAAUAGUUAUGGAUCAUACCAUGACACAAAAACAACAGUCACCAUGA